AGGGGAGCCGGGGUCCCGCAGGGGGCAUCCGAGAGCCGUGGGUCCCCCGCCCCGCCCCGCCCCGCCCCCGCAGCCGUCCGCCCCGCCCCGCGGCCCCCAAGUGCCCCGCGCUGCCCGCGCCGCCGGCCCUUCCGCCUCUCCGGCCGGGCACGGAGCGGACGGCGGGCCAUGCAGCGGGCGGCGGGGAAGGAGCUCGCCCUGGCGCCGCUGCAGGACUGGGGCGAGGAGACCGAGGACGGCGCGGUGUACAGCGUGUCCCUGCGGCGGCAGCGCAGCCAGCGCGGGAGCCCGCUGGCCGGGCCCGGCGGCGGCCAGGCCCCCAGCCCGGAUGCGGGCACCUUCCUCCACUACCGCACCAGCAAGGUGCGCGUGCUGCGGGCGGCGCACCUGGAGCGGCUGGUGCGGGAGCUGGUGUCUGUGGACCGUGAGCAGGACCCCGGCUUCGUUCCUACUUUCCUGGCCACCCACCAGGCCUUUGUGCCCACGGCUCGCGUUCUGGGCCUUCUCCUGCCACCGCCUCCGCCGCCCUUGCCGCCCUGGGUGGAGAUCAAGAAGACAGAGGGACAGGAUCUCAGCUUCAACAAGAACCUGAGGGCUGUGGUGUCUGUGCUGGGCUCCUGGCUGCGGGACCACCCUCAGGACUUCUGGGACCCCCCUGCCCACUCGGACCUGGGCAGCGUCCGCACCUUUCUGGGCUGGGCUGCCCCACUGGGGCCUGAGGCCCUGGAAGCAGAGAAGCUGCUGAGAGAUUUCCUGGAGGCGGCUGAGCAGGAGCAGGAAGAGGAGGAGGAGCAGCCUCAGGCUUCGGCAGGACCUCCUGGAGCUGCCCGGACCCCCAGCCCAGACUCGCCCGAAGGCUCCGUGGAAGAGGAGGAAGGGCUGGUGCAAGAAGGCCCUGAGCUCCUGGACUUCAGUGCAGACCAAGUGGCUGAGCAGUUGACUCUGAUGGACGUGGAACUCUUCUCCCGCGUGCGGCCCUGCGAGUGCCUGGGUUCCGUGUGGUCCCAGCGGGACCGGCCGGGGGCCGCCGGCAUCGCCCCGACCGUGCGCGCCACCGUGACCCAGUUCAACCUGGUGACCGGCUGCGUGCUGGGCUCGGUGCUGGGCGCGCCGGGCCUGGCUGCCCCGCAGAGGGCGCAGCGGCUGGAGAAGUGGAUCCGCAUUGCCCAGCGCUGCAGGGAGCUGCGGAACUUCUCCUCGCUGCGCGCCAUCCUGUCCGCCCUGCAGUCUAACCCCAUAUACCGGCUCAAGAGCAGCUGGGGCGCUGUGAGCAGGGAGCCGUUAUCCACGUUCAGGAAACUGUCGCAGAUUUUCUCGGACGAGAACAACCAUCUCAGCAGCAGAGAGAUUCUUUCCCAGGAGGAGGCCUCUGAGGGACCCCGAGAGGAGAAUUCUCCCCCGGGAAGCCUGCCUUCAAAACUGCCCCCAGGCCCGGUUCCCUACCUUGGCACCUUCCUCACGGACCUGGUUAUGCUGGACACAGCCCUGCCGGACAUGCUAGAGGGGGAUCUCAUCAACUUUGAGAAGAGGAGGAAGGAGUGGGAGAUCCUGGCCCGAAUCCAGCAGCUGCAGAAGCGCUGUCGGAGCUACUGCCUGAGCCCCUGCCCGCCCAUCCUGGCUGCCCUGCGUGCCCAGCGCCAGCUCAGUGAGGAGCAGAGCUACCGUGUCUCCCGUGUCAUUGAGCCACCAGCCGCCUCCUGUCCCAGCUCCCCACGUGUGCGGCGACGAAUCAGCCUCACCAAGCGUCUCAGUGCGAAGCUGUCCAGGGAGAGAGGCGCAUCUCCUGGUGGGAGUCCUGGGGACCCCUCAUCCCCCACUUCCAGUCUGUCCCCAGGGUCUCCCCCUUCCAGCCCUAGAAUGAGGGACCCUCCUCCUGGAAGUCCCCCAGCCUCUCCCGGGCCCCAGAGCCCCAGCACCAAGCUGCCCUUGGCCUUGACCCUGAGCUGUCCUCGAAUCCCCCACGUGGGGCAGCAAGGCUCAGAGGCCCGGGUCAUCCGCGUCAGCAUCGACAACGACCACGGGAACCUGUAUCGGAGCAUUCUGCUCACGAGUCAGGACAAGACCCCCAGUGUGGUGCAGAGAGCCUUACAGAAGCACAAUAUGGCCCAGUCCGGGGCCCGUGACUACCAGCUCUUUCAGGUCCUUCCUGGGGACAAGGAGCUCCUGAUUCCUGACAACGCCAACGUCUUCUAUGCCAUGAGUCCAGCUGCCCCUGGAGACUUCAUGCUGCGGCGGCGGAAGAAGGAGAGGCCCAGCACACAACCUCAGGCUCCCCGACCUGAGCUGGCUCUCUCCUGCCUCCGGGACACAGGCCCCACGGGCAGCUUCUAUCGCCAUGGGGGCAGCAAGGGCACUCCUCUCCCAGCAGAGCCCAUUGUGCUCCAUAUCCUGUGACCCUUUCCCCCUAACUGUCCUGGGCCCCAUCCCGCUGACCCUCUUGGCACUGGGUCCCUAUUCCCAAGUCCUCAGCUCACGGGGCGGCUGGUGGAGAGCGCUAUUGCAUCCUGGAGGUCAGACCCCUCCCUAGAGAAGUCUGGUAACUGCUGGAGAGGCAUCAAAACAGACAGAAGUAGAUGAAAACAGUGACCAAAGAUAUGAAACAGGAGUCGGUCUUCUUUGUUUGGUACCCGUGCCUCAUGUCCAUGCUUCGUUAAGAUAAAAAUGUAAAAGCAAAGAACUAAGAGCCCUAAGGACAGGAUUGGGUGAAGUGUGACCAGACACUGGGGGAAGGGUGGCGGUCAUACACACAGGUUUCAGGACUCCCUCCCCCAACAUUUUUGGGGUGCUGUGCUGCUCUUCUGGGUGUAUAUGGGAGAUGAAGAAAUGAAAUUCCUUUGGAAUCAGAGACAACAUCAUCACCCAUGAGUCAAUAGGGCUGUGAGGACGAAGGUGAAGCUGAGUUGUCUCUCAGUACUGGGGUAGGAAGGAGAGACAGGUAGAGCCCAUCCAGCCAUGGCUCAGUGGUUGAGCAUCGACCUGUGAACCAGGAGGUCAUGGUUGCAUUUCCAGUCAGGGCAAAUGCCUUGGUUGCAGGUAGGGGGUGUGUAGAAGGCAGCGAUCAAUGAUUCUCCUCAUUAAUGAUUCUACUUCUCCCUCUCCCUUCCUCUUUUAUAUAUAUAUAUAUAUAUAUAUAUAUAUAUAUAUAUAUAUAUAUAUAUAUAUAUAAAUUUUUUUUAAGAAGAAGAAACAGGUAGAGAAGGCAGAGAUGGAGUGAGCUAUAGGGCCAUCUACAAGUCAUAGCAAGAACAAUGAUAUGCCCACUUAUGAACUCUAAUCUAUGCUGGACAAUAACUAGGGGCUUUGUAUUUCACUGUAUUAAUCAGGAUUCUUUAUGUUCAAGUGGUCAAAAAUCCAAUUCAAGUAGGCACAUGGACAAAGGAAAUCAGUGGCUUGUGUAAUUAAAAAAUCCAGUGGGUCCACUUCAGGUACAGUUGGACUGAAAAGAUGUCAUCAGGAUUCUGUUGCUGUCUCUUGGCUCCAAUUUUGCUCUAAGAAUGAGACUGUCUAUUGUCCCCUCCAAUCCAAUCACCUGCUAUGGUGAUAGAACUUGUGGUUUUCACCUGGUCACCCAGAGUAAAAACUGCAUUUCCAGUCUCCUUUGCAGCAAAGUGCGAUCAUGUGACCAAGCCCCGGCCAAUGAGAUGUCAAAGGAAAGGAUGUGGGCAAAUUCUAGGCCCUGCCCUUAAAGGGGUAGUCCUUCCCUCCCCCUCUUCUGCGUCCCGCUGUGUGGAGUGGAUCCUGUGGGGUCGGGUGGGCCACACCCUCUAAAUAACUGAGCAACAGAACGAAAGGAGCAUGGAACUGCCAGACUGUAUUGCUGCUAGUUGGAUUGUUGCCUAAGCGAGAAAUAAAUGUCUAUUUUACUUGAA
This is a messenger RNA of Pipistrellus kuhlii (Kuhl's pipistrelle), 3869 nucleotides long. It is a transcript of the gene RGL3, whose product is annotated as ral guanine nucleotide dissociation stimulator like 3. Gene Ontology annotation, cellular component: plasma membrane. The record is from RefSeq and is a predicted model, not a curated record. NCBI's taxonomy places the organism in Eukaryota, Metazoa, Chordata, Mammalia, Chiroptera, Vespertilionidae. Gene Ontology annotation, biological process: positive regulation of GTPase activity; Ras protein signal transduction. Gene Ontology annotation, molecular function: guanyl-nucleotide exchange factor activity.